Molecule: messenger RNA, 3392 nt
Organism: Pseudophryne corroboree (corroboree frog)
Lineage: Eukaryota; Metazoa; Chordata; Amphibia; Anura; Myobatrachidae
Product: cell cycle control protein 50C-like
Exons: 7
Coding region: 468-1538 (356 amino acids)
Cellular component (GO): Golgi apparatus; plasma membrane; endoplasmic reticulum
Source: RefSeq, a predicted model, not a curated record
AUGAAAAUUCUCUGUGCACAUUUUAAAUAAAGUGUCACAUUAAUUGCAUUUUAUGUUGGUUAAAAUAAUAACUCUGAUCAACAUAAGAUGAAAGUUGUCAUGGUCAGAACAAUCCUGUUUCAGCAGUAAGUCCUCUCUUCAGGGGUGCAUUUCCCUUUAAAAGUAGUAGUAUUAUAGGUAGUGCGAGGGAUGGCCCAUAAAUGGCUAUAUAAACACACAGGUAUAGCAUAAGGAUUGGCCCAUGCAGGGGCAAAGUACGCUGAACAAUACUGACACAAGAUGACAGUGCUAACAAGUAACAAAGCCACAAUCAGACUGCAGCCGGAACACUGCAGUUAAUGAGUAAUUCCAGGAAGUUCAGUAGAAGAUACUCUGCAUGGAGCAUGAAUGGACAAUGAGAAUUGUACAGCACUAGGAAUGUGCAAAGCAAUUAAAUAUAACAUCUAGCGAUUUGUCAGAAGAUUACCAUGGGGAAAAAGGUAGCCAUGGAGGAGGACCUCCCUACCACCAAAUGUCCGGACAACUCAGCUUUUAAGCAGCAGAGGAUUCCGGCUGGAAAACUUGUCCUGACCGCAGACUUCGUCCUCAGCUGUUUCUUCAUCAUCGGCGUCUUCUGUUUGGCUGUUGGAAUCAGCUGGAUUAUAGCAACAACUAACGUGACAGAGAUACGGACCAACUAUUCUGAUUAUUGCUCACAAUGUACAAAACUAAGGGAAAACUCCUCAAAUUCAGAGAAGCCAUGCAGCUGUAUUGUCACGUUCACUGUGAAAAAGGACAUUCAGGGGGAUGUCUUUAUGUACUAUGGCCUCAGCAAUUUCUUCCAGAACAGUCGCCGAUACGUCAUAUCCAGAUACUACGCCCAGUUACUUGGGAGAAAUGUGACGAAUACAGAGAGCGUGCGGACAUCUAGCUACUGUGCACCAUUUACCACUUACAGCAAUGGAACACCAAUGGCUCCCUGUGGUGCAAUUGCCAACAGCAUGUUUAAUGACACAAUAAUGCUUUUCUAUCAGCCGGAUGCCUCUUCCAGUAUCCCAGUCCCUCUGCUGAGGACAGGAAACACCUGGUGGUCUGAUAAGAAUAUGAAGUUCCGAAAUCCAGAACCAACAGGGAAUCUCGUCCAGGCAUUUGCUGGAAGUGCCAGACCUCCAUACUGGCAGAAACCAGUUUAUGAGCUUGAUCCUCUGGAACCCUCUAACAAUGGCUACCUAAACGACGACUUGAUCAACUGGAUGAGAGUGGCCGCACUCCCAAACUUCAGAAAGCUCUACAGACGCCUCUCCCGUGUACAACAGUUCUCUGAUGGCCUCCCGGCUGGCAAUUACAGCUACAUCAUUGAUUAUAAUUUUCCUGUGUCGAAGUUCGGAGGGAAAAAGCAUGUUAUCCUGACCACGUUGUCAUGGUGUGGAGGAAGUAACAUGUUUCUGGGAAUUGCGUACACCGUGACCGGAGCAGCUAUUAUACUAACAGCAUUUGUAAUGCUUGCUGUGUUCUUGAAGAAAAGGAAGCCCAAAAGAAAAUCGUUCUCAGGGAGAUAAACUUUGCAAACGCUGCAAGAAGUGAAAACACAGUUACCUUAACCAUCUCUGCUACAUAUGGGAAACAUUUUAUCUGUGCAUAGGGAAUAAGGACAAAUGAGUAGCUCUUAGUGAUGAACCACACUCUGGUAAGGGUAAUAUCACAUAGGUAUUUGUGUGUCUGUAUUUUAGCCUUAGGAACUUCUCACUUAUCCCUCUCAAUAUGUGGGAACCUUUGUGAGAGGAGCAGCACUUAUACGAGCUGUUAUGUACAGUGAGGUAGAGAAUAAGACCUGGAGGUAGUAUACAUUGUACGCUUUAUGUGCAGUGUUUCUUAGUAUUGUUCUUGUGUGUUUAGAUGGCCUGCGCUCUGUUAUCAGGAGACAGCUCCACACAGCACCUUGGCACGUCUGGAGAUGACUAAUAUGAAGAGAUGUGCUGUGCAGAACUGUCAUCGUCACAUCAGUCCCAGCUCCUGUCACCAUAUAACCAUGUCUUUCAAUAAAUACAGCUUGUAAAAUGUUUCUCCUAAAAUACUAAUUUAUCACUUAAAUGAGUCAUGAGAGCAGGGCCGGAUUAUGUUCAGGGCCCCACACAUCAGCUUUCCCAUCUGGUGAGGCAGGUCAGGAUGCAAGAGAGCUGGAUCAGUGUUGACCUCAUUCUGGUUCUGUUUCCCAGCAUGCUAAUGGAUAAAAAGUGAUGGAGCCCUGAUCCCGCAGGUGGGUGACUGAUCACUUCUACACUGCUGCAGUAAGAUCAUCUGCUAUUCUCGCUUGUGAGUGGCUGGCAGGUCACAGUGACUGUUAAUGGCAAGACUUGAUUUGACAACAGCAAUUUGGGUGUUUGAAGUUUUUUUGGUGAUUUUAUUUACAAUGCUUGAAGUGCACCCAAAAAUGUUCUCAAUGGAGGUGCAAUAGGAAAGUGCAAUAUGCAGCAUUCUAUUAUCUAUUAUUAUUAGGGUAUACUUCUCUACUCUCCAAGACCCUCCAGGGAGACUCCCAAAUUUCUAUGAGUCUCUAAGUUCCCAAAAGAGUAAGGUGGGGAGGAUAGGGAGAAUAAAGCUGGUAACUGUGGCCCGUGGGGAGAGGGCGAUAUCAACAUGACGCAGUUCUUUAAUAAUCGUAUAAUUUGACCACUAUUGGCAUGUUACAGUGAGGGGUGGGGUUAAUUAUGCAAGUAGCCCUGCCCCACCCCCAUCAGCUGAUACCUGCGUAAAGUAGGUAAGUAUGAUGUAGAGUGGAAAUGGUUGUGUACCGCUCAGCAGAGCAAGGAAAACCUCCCAAAUUCUCCCUCCCAGACCUUUAUUGCAACAAGAAAAUCUCACUCUACUAAAUGAAACCUUGUUUCUGCAUUGUUCCACCAAACUUCAUAUUGCCAAGAAUGCCUUCAGUUCCAACUCCUCCCAUUUCAGCUGUCAUCAUGUUCUGUAAGUGUAUGCACCAUCAAAGAAGAUUUUGCAUUGUGCUAAAAUACACUACCCAACAAAGAGCCAAUGUGACAUUAUCCUUAGAGGGAGAUUCAAGAAUUUUAUUUGCAGUGAUAAGUAAUGGGCAUCCAAUGGAGCAAUUCAAUUGUUGUUCCAAUCAAGCAUGACUGCCAUGGGUGCCUAUUACUUAUCACGCUUCUCACACCCAAAAGUACUAAGUUCACCUGCGUGAUAACAUGGGAACAAAUAAACUUUCUAUGUUAAAGAUACUGGAGUAACUGAUAUUUUUAUAGGAAAAAUAAUCCUGAAACUUUAAGAUUCCUUGUGUGCUUGAAACCCCUGAGAUUGGCCACUUAUCUCUGAAUACACUGAUCUGGCCAAAAAUAAAAACUGAAUUAAAUGGCAGUAAUUGUUCAGGCUCUGUUCUUUUCAUUUAACCACUACCAGCA